Molecule: messenger RNA, 1743 nt
Organism: Didymella exigua CBS 183.55
Lineage: Eukaryota; Fungi; Ascomycota; Dothideomycetes; Pleosporales; Didymellaceae
Product: N-terminal nucleophile aminohydrolase
Exons: 2
Coding region: 1-1743 (580 amino acids)
Biological process (GO): protein maturation
Molecular function (GO): threonine-type endopeptidase activity
Source: RefSeq, a predicted model, not a curated record
AUGUGCAUCAUGAAGAACGGCGGCUCCUCCAUAGACGCCGUGGAAGCAGCAAUCAAGUUGCUUGAGGACCGAGAGAUCACCAACGCAGGCUUCGGCAGCAACCUCGCCAUGGACGGAGUUGUAGAGUGCGAUGCGUCAGUCGUAGAUCAUUUUGGACGCAGUGGCGCUGUGGGCGCUGUUGCUCAAAUCAAAAACCCAAUUUCACUAGCACGCAUGGUCUAUGAGCAUACUAGCAAGCCACUGACCCUUCGACGCGUUCCACCGAAUCUUCUGUGCGCCCAGGGAGCGACUGAGUUUGCGGCGGAGCUAGGUAUACCGAUCCUUCCUCAUGAGAUGCUCGUCUCCGCGGCCGCAAAAGAACGCUGGCUUCGCUGGAGAUCGGAUCUCAAGAAUGCUGAGAAGAAGGCGAAGAAAGCUGGUCAGCACCCAACUUGCUACAGAUUGCGAGCCGAUGUUGCUCCCGAAGACGAGAUCGAGCACAGCCAACUCCGUCAAAGGCACAUGAACGCGAUGCUCCGAGAAGACCCUUCUCUGCUACAAUCGCCCUCCCCAGAACCGUACGAGGAAUCGCUGUAUUACUCGACCGAGAAUGCGUCAAGCACCCUUUCUGAGCCAACAGCACAGUCUGGACUCUCUUCUGGUUCAUGGCUCAGCGAUGAUCGUAUACCGAGCCCUGUUACGGCUGCCCCGUCACCUUUCGCCAGUGACCUUGGCCCACCAUCGAUUGCGGAGUCCUCGAGAAGCGCUUUUAUCAACAGCACCCAAAAAGUGCCCACCCUUGGCCAAUUUAGAGCAAACAGAGCAACCACGUCCGAGCAGAUCGUCGAGGACGACGAGAUGGAAGAUGUGCCUCGUCUGGUAACGAACGGCUCUACAACACACAAGACCUGGGGCGACGGUUCAGCUGAGGAGUCGGAUUCUACUAGCAUGGCAACAGUCAGUGCACCCAAACCGAUGGCUCCGCCACCACCCAGCGUGAGCGACGAACUCGUGCCCGAAAUUCCGCUGGACGAAGAUCUAUCGGCACGCAUCAAAAAUACAUUGGAGCAUUUUCAACAGGACAAUUCCUUCAGUUCAGUUCCAGAUGGGCCGGGGCGAAGGCCAGAAGACUCUCUUCCGCCAUCUGAAGACAAGCCGGACCACAUCACCGAUACUGUUGGAGCCAUUGCCAUCGAUAGCUGGGGCCGCAUCGCCUGUGGUGCGUCUUCUGGUGGUAUCGGCAUGAAGUACCGCGGUCGUGUAGGACCUGCCGCUCUUGUAGGUGUUGGCGCUGCCGUCGUUCCUCUCGAUCCUGACGACAGCGAACAAGCCUCGGUCGCGACUGUGACCAGCGGCACGGGCGAGCACAUGGCAACAACUAUGGCAGCGACUACAUGUGCAGAGCGACUCUACCAGAGCGUGAAGAAAGAGAAGGGUGGUGAGUACGCGGAGGUGACCGAGGACGAAGCUCUCAGAUCCAUGAUCGAGAACGAGUUCAUGGGCCAUGCUAGCGUAAAGCACAGCAACUCUGCUGGAGCCAUCGGCAUCCUGGGCGUGAAGAAGACAAGGAAUGGCAUCAUGCUCUUCUACGGCCACAACACCGACUCUUUCGCUUUGGCCUCCAUGUCGUCCGAUGACGAUGUGCCGAGAUGCACUAUGUCUCGUGGCAAUGGCAACGGACAGAUCGCUCAGGGUGGCCGCGUCAUGUCGUACAAGACCCACAAGAGGGCAAAGGUCGUCCCACGGCAGCGUCAAGUAGGGUAG